This is a messenger RNA of Acinonyx jubatus (cheetah), 4730 nucleotides long. Its product is annotated as group XIIA secretory phospholipase A2. Gene Ontology annotation, molecular function: A2-type glycerophospholipase activity; calcium ion binding. Gene Ontology annotation, cellular component: cytoplasm; extracellular region. Bases 168 to 1463 code for a protein of 431 amino acids. The transcript has 9 exons. Gene Ontology annotation, biological process: lipid catabolic process; apoptotic process; phospholipid metabolic process. The record is from RefSeq and is a predicted model, not a curated record. NCBI's taxonomy places the organism in Eukaryota, Metazoa, Chordata, Mammalia, Carnivora, Felidae.
CGACGGCACCGCCUCCCCGCGGGAGCUCAGUAAAGGCGGUGAGGGCCCGCCUCCCAGUUCGGAAGGAGGCGUGGGCAUGUAGCUGCUGGGGACUUAGCAGCUGGGGGCUGGCGCCGCUUCCAAGGCGCCCCGUGGGUUCCGUGGGGGCACGGUCCGGCGCAGCGCUGAUGGCCCUGCUCCCGCGGCCCGCGCUCGCUCUCCUGCUACUCCUCUUCCUGCCCGCAGCUCUCAGGUGCCAGGAGCAGGCCCAGACCACCGACUGGAGGGCCACCCUGAAGACCAUCAGAAACGGCGUUCACAAGAUAGACACGUACCUGAACGCCGCCUUGGACCUCCUGGGAGGCGAGGACGGGCUCUGCCAGUAUAAGUGCAAUGACGGAUCUAAGCCUUUCCCACGUUAUGGGUAUAAACCCUCCCCACCUAAUGGAUGUGGCUCUCCACUGUUUGGUGUUCACCUCAAUAUUGGCAUCCCUUCCCUGACAAAGUGCUGCAACCAGCACGACAGGUGCUACGAGACCUGUGGCAAAAGCAAGAAUGACUGUGAUGAGGAAUUCCAGUAUUGCCUCUCUAAGAUCUGCCGGAACGUGCAGAAGACACUCGGGCUGGCUCAGCAUGUUCAGGGUGUGGAGGAAAACAUGACCGAAACAGAUGGCUUCUAUAUGAGUGAAACAUUUGAUCCGGCAGAAAAGUACAAAAUGGACCACAAGAGGAGAGGAACCGCUUUAAUCUUCAAUCAUGAGAGGUUCUCCUGGCGUUUAACACUGCCAGAAAGGCGGGGCACCAGCGCAGACAGAGACAAUCUUAGGCGCAGGUUUUCAGAGCUAGGAUUUGAAGUGAAAUGCUUUAAUGAUCUGAAAGCAGAGGAGCUCCUGCUCACAAUCCAUGAGGCAUCAUCUUCUAGCCACAUAGAUGCCGAUUGCUUUUUAUGUGUUUUCCUGAGUCAUGGCGAAGGCAGUCACAUUUAUGCACAAGAUACCAAGAUUGAAAUUCAGACUUUGACUGGCUUAUUCAAAGGAGACAAAUGUCAGAGCCUAGUUGGAAAACCCAAGAUAUUUAUUAUUCAGGCAUGUCGGGGAGACCAGCAUGAUGUGCCAGUCAUUCCUCUGGAUGUAGUGGAUCAUCAAAAAAACAUGCUGGAUGUCAACAUAACCCAGGUGGAUGCGGCCUCAGUUUCCACACUGCCUGCUGGAGCAGACUUUCUCAUGUGUUACUCAGUUGCAGAAGGUUAUUAUUCUCAUCGGGAAACUGUGAAUGGCUCGUGGUACAUUCAGGAUUUGUGUGAGAUGCUGGGAAAAUUUGGCUCCUCCUUAGAGUUCACAGAGCUCCUCACCCUGGUGAACAGGAAAGUUUCUCAGCGCCGAGUGGACUUUUGCAAAGACCCAACUGCAAUUGGAAAGAAGCAGGUUCCCUGCUUUGCCUCAAUGCUUACUAAGAAGCUGUAUUUCUUUCCAAAAUCCAAAUGAUAGGAAUAAUUGUGUUUUAUGUAUCUUGUCUAUAUUCAAAACAGAUUUUCUUGUCCUUUUAUAUAAAUAUCACUAAGGUGGAAGCUUAUGGUAUAGCAGUUUAAAAUGUUUUAAGGUUUAAUGAGAACUUAAAAUAGUUGAUGUUGGUAUUAGACAUGCUGAUAUUAGAUGAAAGGGGUUGAUAUAUAUGAAAUGAAAUCCUCAGGGAAUUACUAUAAAUAAAAAUACACAAACAUUUGUAAUACUUGAUUUUUAUAGUAAAUCUCAAGGUUACUCAAAAAUAUCUGGAAGAUUUAAAUUUGUAUUCUGUGAAGUUUUUAUAAAAGUUUUAUAAUGUUUUUAAAGGUUUUUGAAACUCAAAAACUAGUUGUUUCCCCUUAAUAAAAUAUUUGAAAUCCAUGUUUUAAUUUUUCUAAUUGACAUUCUUACUCAUUUGUAUAAUUCAGAGUACUCUUGUACUUGGUCAUACAAAUUCAUCUACAUAUGAAUUAUCACUUCUUGUAUAGGUUUCACCUCUCACUUAAAAAAGCCUUUAUGGAAAUAUAUACCAUGAUGAUGGACUGGAAGAAUUAAUAUUGUUAGAAUGUCCACAGUGCCUAAACGAUCUACAGAUUCAAUGUAAUCCCUAUCAAAAUACUAAUGACAUUUUCACAGAACUAGAACAAAGAAUCCUAAAUCCAAUAAAUGGUAUUGGGAAAAAUGGACAGCUGCAUGUGAAGAAUGAAACUGGGCCAUAUAUAAAAAUAAAAAAUCAAAGUAGUUUGAAGACUUGAAUGUGAGAACUGAAAUCAUAAAACUAGGAAGAGAAUAUAAGAAAAAUGUAGGUAAGCUCUUGGGACACUGGUCUGAGCACCUGCCCUCAGGCAAGGACAACAAAAGCAAAAAUAAACAGAACUAUAAAAGCUUUUACACAACAAAGGAAACCAACAAAACUUUUUAAAAAGGCAACCUAGUGAAUGGAAGAAGAUAUUUAUAAAUCACAUAUCUGAUAAAGGAUUAAUAUUGAAAUUAAUAUUGAAACUAUAUAAGAACUCAUUCAAGUCAACACACACAUACACACAAAACCCCAAUCUGAGUAAAAAAUGGACACAGGACCUGAACAGACAUUUUUCCAAAGAAGUCCUACAAAUGGCCAAUAGGCACAUGAAAAAGAUGCUCAACAUCACUUAUCAGGGAGAUGCAAAUCAAAACCAUAAUGAGGUAUUACCUCACACCAAUCAGCAUAGCUAGUAUGAAACAUGAGUAGGAUCUAAGUAAGUAUUAGUUCAGAUGAAACAUUUCAGAUAACAUCUUAUAAUCUUAAACUAUAUUUAAUGAUAAAGAUCUUCCAAUUAUUAUGAUAUAUUUAAAAAUAAGUUAAUGACAAGACGAUUCUAAAGGAAGCCUAAGACGGAAAACGAAUGCCACACACAGAGACCACUCCUCUGCAGGAGAAUGAACACAACCCAGACGGACAAGGACUCUUAGCUCAAGUACCUGACUACAGUGGCAGCUGCUCGGACUCUGAUGGGCGCGUCCAAGCUCCUCCCCACAUUAAUCCCGGACAAGUCAUGCGAAUCCACAAACCAAAAAUCUCCAGUGAGAACUUCAAAGAAUACCUAUGUUCACAUUUUUUUUUAAUUAACAAAAGAGAUUGAAACGAUCAAAUCCAAAGGAACUAAGGGACUCAAAGUUCCAGUUUCUAAGUUGCAGAAUCAACACAUAACCGGAAAAAUUUAAUAACAUUUAGAAAUGUUAGAUUAAUUCUUUUCAUGGACUUUCUCUCCUUGCAUUCGCAAACAGUGAGUGGCGCACCUGUUUCAGGGAUUCCGUAGCCUGUCAAUGGGAAAAAGAAAAAGUACGUGAUCAGAGAGAAUGAGAAACAGGGCAUUACUGCAUGAGAAGAGUAAAUGUAUAUGUAAAUUUAGUGUAUCCUUAGCUUAAUAAACAUUUAUAAUGACUAGUGGCAAAUGUCUACAGUAUUUCAGUGAAUAGGGACCCUUCAGAAAAGAGGAACUUAAGGUUUUGAUACAUCCUUCAAGUUCUUAUUAUGUUCAUUGUCCCUUUAUAAUGGUUUUUCUGUUUCUUAUCUGAAAAGAAAACCACUUUGUGACCUAUCAAUCUCCCUUUUUCCUCAACUUUAUUACCUAAAAAAAAUAUUUCACAGGUACUACUCUAAAUCCUAAGUGCCCACUGCCAUGAACUAGUUGGAAGAACAUCCCUUAGGCUUCUUGGAUUAGAUCAUUCAAAUGUAAGACUGUACACUAAAUAAAAAUAAAAUUGUUGUAUUUUUCCCAAGUAGUGAUUUUACAGAAUUAAAAAAAAAAAUGUUUUUUGUUUAUUUAUUUUGAGAGAGAGACAGAAAGUUGGGAGGAGCAGAGAUGGAGGGUGAGAGAAUCCCAAGCAGGCUCUGCACUGCCAACACAGAGCCCAACGCGGGGCUCGAACUCAUGAACCGUGAGAUCGUGACCUGAGCCCAAACCAAGAGUCAGACGCUUACCGACUCUUGGUAAGAGUCAGACGCUUAUUGAUCUCGGCUUGGGUCACGAUCUUACGGUUCAUGAGUCCGAGCCCCACAUGGGGUUCUGCACUGACUGCACAGAGCCUGCUUCAGAUUGUGUCUCUCCUCCUCUCUGCCCCUGCCCGGCUUGUGCAUGCACCCUCUCAAAAUAAAGACAUAGAAAAAUUAUUUAAAGGUUAUCUCCAAUUCUUGACUUACAAAUUUAAUUCCAGGAAUAUCUAUAUCUAUCUAUAUUUUUUAAUUUGAGGGAUGAGUAGUUUAGAAGGUACAGAUAACAAGAGAUAUUAUGAAUACUGGCUAUUAAAUGAGCAUGCACCGAGCAAUGGGAAGAGAUUUUUACCAAAACUUUUCCUCUAAAAUUACUAAGAAAAAUUAAAAAUCUAGUAAACAUGUUGAAAGCUACCAUCUGAACAAAACUAAGGAGUCUGCUGGUAGGCCAGAGAUAAAAGCUGCCUGAGACACAUAUUGUGUGAAAGACUUAAAAGUACAGGCUCCAGUGUCAAACUUCUGGAUUCAUACCUUGGUUUCCCCACUUUCUAACAGUGUAUACCUGGGCAAGUAACUAAGCACCUCUGUUUUCUCACCGGAAAGAUGGAAAAGAUGAAAGGACAAAUACCAUAUUGAAUCUUCCAUUUUUAAGGAGAAGCAGCUUUUUUUUUUUUUUUACAAGUGCCUCAAGAAGCUUAAAAUUCUUUAUCAGUCUUCACCUUCCUAAAAGUCUACUUUCUUUUAUGGUCUUGAAAGUUGAGCUUGAUAUUAGACUGUUU